Molecule: messenger RNA, 606 nt
Organism: Schistosoma margrebowiei
Lineage: Eukaryota; Metazoa; Platyhelminthes; Trematoda; Strigeidida; Schistosomatidae
Source: the annotation of a GenBank genome assembly
AUGUUAAUCUGUGAUUCUUUAUACCUUGAAAAUGAUGAUGAUGAUGAUGAUGAUGAUGAUGAUGAUGAUGAUGAUGAUGAUGAUGAUGAUGAUGAUGAUGAUGAUGAUGAUGAUGAUGAUGAUGAUGAUGAUGAUGAUGAUGAUGAUGAUGAUGAUGAUGAUGAUGAUGAUGAUGAUGAUGAUGAUGAUGAUGAUGAUGAUGAUGAUGAUGAUGAUGAUGAUGAUGAUGAUGAUGAUGAUGAUGAUGAUGAUGAUGAUGAUGAUGAUGAUGAUGAUGAUGAUGAUGAUGAUGAUGAUGAUGAUGAUGAUGAUGAUGAUGAUGAUGAUGAUGAUGAUGAUGAUGAUGAUGAUGAUGAUGAUGAUGAUGAUGAUGAUGAUGAUGAUGAUGAUGAUGAUGAUGAUGAUGAUGAUGAUGAUGAUGAUGAUGAUGAUGAUGAUGAUGAUGAUGAUGAUGAUGAUGAUGAUGAUGAUGAUGAUGAUGAUGAUGAUGAUGAUGAUGAUGAUGAUGAUGAUGAUGAUGAUGAUGAUGAUGAUGAUGAUGAUGAUGAUGAUGAUGAUGAUGAUGAUGAUGAUGAUGAUGAUGAUGAUGAUGUUUUCUUACUUUAA